Molecule: messenger RNA, 506 nt
Organism: Aedes albopictus (Asian tiger mosquito)
Lineage: Eukaryota; Metazoa; Arthropoda; Insecta; Diptera; Culicidae
Exons: 2
Coding region: 175-501 (108 amino acids)
Source: RefSeq, a predicted model, not a curated record
CAGUCUAGUGUCAUGCGGCGUGACGCAAAUUUCAAACGCUUUGGACACUCAUCGCUCAAAGGAAGAAAGUGGUAUCAUAUAAAAAUGGAAGCAUUUCUUUGAGAAGCAUCAGUUACGUGCCACCAUCAUUGUUGGAAUCACACCUUCUUCUAAAAGAUCCUCCCUCAGUUCAAAAUGUUGAAGAUCGUUUGCUUGUUUGCUGUUCUUGCAGUGGCAUUGGCUGAUGUGAGGCCAGUUCCACCACCAAGUGCCAUUCCACUGCAGCAUCCUCGUGCCCUGGUACAGCCAGUAGUGCCAGGAAAUGGAAACGAUAAACCAGCAGUACCGGUAAAUUCCGAUGUGCAGACACCAGAUGGAUCCUCCGGCGAUAUGGAUAAGGCUGAAACGUUUGGCUUCGGAUAUCAUAAGCAUUACUACGUUGCGCCACGAUACUAUGGGGGAUGCUAUGGUGGAUACUAUCCUUACUAUGGACAUCACUAUGGAUACCCUUACUACUAUUAGAUAGA